AGGCGCAUGCGCGAAAAGAGCCCGUCUAUCAACACUGACUUUGGUCUAACAGUCCAACCUGUCCAACAGUCACAGUGUUCGGUGGCGAUGGAAAGAGAUUAGAUAGGGGACAUUGGAAAAUUAGAGCGGCAUUUUUUUGCACCUCGGGUCUGUGUGAUUUAUGUGUUUGUGUCAACGCCUUUAUCAUGUAGCAAUCGGCCGUUCGUACCAGACAUCGCACAGGCGCACAUUAACACGGAGGAAAAGGUGUGCCGCGGAGCAAAUAGGUCGACUUGCCGCUUCUUAGAAACGAGAAGGAGGGAGGACAAGAGAAAGAGAGAGAGAGAGAGAGAGAGAGAGAAUUAAGGCGGUGCAACGAGCGUAUCACAGGCGGUCGUGACACACAAAACGUGCUCGCGAGGCGACGAGAGGAGUGCCGGUAAUUACCGUGAUUAUUUAAUCAUGCCCAAUUCGCGGAUCAGCAGCGGAGACGAUCGCGCGAAGCGAGCAACCACGGUGACAUCGUGAUUUAGCAGCGCGCGAUUCCUUCCGCGUGUGUGCGUGCUUCGAGAUGCUACGUGUACUGCUACGUCCCGCAUAUAUCGCAACCGGGUGUUAUACAUGUGUGGGUGAACGUGAUAUGCGGCUCGUUUGAAAUCGAUCGCGAAAAAGCCGCCCGCGUCGACGUGCGAGUGCGUGCACGACACUUCUGAUCCGCUUCUUGAUGGUGGCGGUAGUGGUAGCGGGCUCGCGCAUUCCGGCCGGUUACACCUGGCCUGGCCGAGAAAUGCGGCUCUGAAUCGGCGAUUCUCCCGAUUCUCGGUUUGCGCGCUGAGGUGGGUGGAUGGCAGGCGGCGACAGAUUGGUCGGGUAGGGGGUUUGUCGUCGUCGUCGAAGAUAGAGCGUGCGUUCGAUUGAUACGUUCCAUUGUCACUUUGACGAGAGGGAGGGAGAGAGAGAGAGAGAGAGAGAGAGAGAAAGAGAGACGAGGUUGAUUGUUCGCGGGUCAGGAGACGGAGUAGUAAGACGGAACUGCGUAAGGAACGCAAGAAAGGAGGACGGAACGUAAGCGAGGAGGGAAGGAAGGAAGGUGGUGAGGGAGGAAGAGGGUAAGACAGGAUAGACGGAGAGGGAGAAGCGGGGUAGAGCAAGAUGGCGAGCUCCUUAACGUGGUCGUGCUGCCUGCGUUUUAAAUUCAGCCCGGAGGAGAUCGAGCAACGUUACAAGAGCCAGGAGAUCGACCGGAUGCUGGAGAAGGAUCGCCAGACGUUUCGCCGGCAGGUCAAGCUGCUGCUGCUCGGCGCGGGCGAGAGCGGCAAGUCGACAUUCCUCAAACAGAUGCGGAUCAUACACGGGAUCAAGUUCGAGCCUGAAUUAGUUAAAGAAUAUCAACAUGUGAUCUACCAGAAUAUAAUUAAAGGGAUGAAGGUUUUAGUAGAUGCUCGGGAUAAGUUAAAUAUUCCCUGGGAGAACCCUAAGAAUUAUGAUAUCGGGUUUCAAUUACUCAAGUUUGAAAAUACUAUGGUACUGGAUACUAGAUUAUUUUUGCAUUAUGUACCAGCAUUACAAAGUUUAUGGAAGGAUGCAUCGAUAAGAAGAGCAUUUGAUAGGCGAAGAGAAUUUCAAUUAAGUGAUUCUGUCCAAUAUUUCUUGGAUAAUCUUGAUAGGAUUGCAAGAGUGGAUUAUACACCUACACAUCAGGAUAUUUUACACUGUAGGAAAGCAACAAAAGGGAUUUCCGAAUGUGUGAUACCAAUUAACAAUAUCCCUUUUCUCUUUGUCGAUGUUGGCGGCCAAAGAUCUCAAAGGCAGAAAUGGUACCAAUGCUUUGAUUGUGUGACUUCUAUACUUUUUCUUGUAUCAUCGUCGGAAUUUGACCAGGUCUUGUUGGAAGAUAGGAGGACUAACAGAUUGGAAGAAUCUAGAAACAUAUUUGAUACAAUUGUAAACAAUAUGAUAUUCUGUGGUGUCUCUAUUAUUUUAUUUCUAAACAAAACGGAUUUGCUCGAUAAAAAAGUGAGGUCACAAGAUACAAAUGUCCGUUUGUACUUUCCACAAUUUGCGGGUGAUCCACAUUCCAUGAAUGACGUGCAAAAUUUUAUCCUCGAUAUGUUUGUCUCGGUCAAAAGGGAUCCGAGGAAGCCGUUAUUUCAUCACUUUACUACUGCGGUAGACACGGAAAAUAUUAAAGUUGUCUUCAAUGCCGUGAAAGAUACUAUUCUACAUCGAAACUUAGAGUCACUAAUGCUUCAAUAAUGACAUAGAAACGAAGAAAUUAAAUACAUAAAGCAGCUAGUAAAACAAAGGUACGCGGCAAGAAUUUAUAAUAUUUAAUAUGUAUUAUUAAUCCAAUCUGUAGUUUUUGAGGAAUAUAUUGCAAUAUACAGACUAGGUCAAAA
This is a messenger RNA of Camponotus floridanus (Florida carpenter ant), 2378 nucleotides long. It is a transcript of the gene cta, whose product is annotated as guanine nucleotide-binding protein subunit alpha homolog. Lineage: Eukaryota; Metazoa; Arthropoda; Insecta; Hymenoptera; Formicidae. The record is from RefSeq and is a predicted model, not a curated record. Gene Ontology annotation, cellular component: heterotrimeric G-protein complex; brush border membrane. Gene Ontology annotation, molecular function: G-protein beta/gamma-subunit complex binding; GTPase activity; guanyl nucleotide binding. Gene Ontology annotation, biological process: adenylate cyclase-modulating G protein-coupled receptor signaling pathway; Rho protein signal transduction. Bases 1132 to 2235 code for a protein of 367 amino acids. The transcript has 5 exons.